Fragaria vesca subsp. vesca is the source of this 1090-nucleotide messenger RNA. RefSeq lists its product as uncharacterized. The record is from RefSeq and is a predicted model, not a curated record. The transcript is spliced from 3 exons. The coding region runs from base 242 to 886 and encodes 214 amino acids. Gene Ontology annotation, cellular component: endoplasmic reticulum membrane; endoplasmic reticulum. Gene Ontology annotation, biological process: intracellular protein transport; endoplasmic reticulum to Golgi vesicle-mediated transport. NCBI's taxonomy places the organism in Eukaryota, Viridiplantae, Streptophyta, Magnoliopsida, Rosales, Rosaceae.
GAAAUGGGUUCUGUGCAGAAAAAGCUUCCUGCUUUCUACAUUUGCCUAAUUGCAUAGAUCUGUGGUCUUCAAACCCCGCAUUAUUUGGCCUAUAAACCCACCUGGGUUUGCCAAAUUUGCCUGAAAAAUCACUACCCAGUAACAAAAGCUUGGAUUUUUGGCCAGCAAUUUGUUGUUCAAGUGAGCUAUAAAGCUUUUGCUUCUCCAGCAGGAAAGGAACCAAACAAAAGCAGAAGCAGAGAUGUAUGAGUUGUUGAUCCCAGUUGUGAUUGCUGAGGCUGUUGUGGCAUCUCUUAUGUUGCUCAAAAUUGGGCCAUUGAGAGAGCUGGUGUUGAAGAUUCUGGAUCAGCUCAAAGUGGGCAGAGGACCAGUCACUCUGAUUGGCAUUGCUGGCACCAUGGGUGUGAUUCUCCUAUCAAGAUUCAUUAGCAUUGUCAAGAUGCAGAACAAGGGGGAAAAGCUUGGUACUAUGUCACCGAUGGAUCAGGUUCUGUACAGAACCCACAUCCUUGAAGCUUCACUAAUGUCUUUUGCUGUAUUUCUUGGAUUCAUAAUUGACCGAACACACGAUUAUCUAACGAAGCUUGAUGGAUUGACGAGUACAAAAGAAGAAGUUGAAAGGCUUCAGAAAGAAAAGGUGCAGCUUACAGAAAAGGAAGAAAAGUCUUCCAAGGAAAUCAAGCAGCUGCAAGAAAAAAUUGCAACUCUAUCAGAGGAUUUGAAGAAGCUGAAGUUGGAGUGUGCGGAGAAAGAUAAAGCUGUUGAAACUGCUGAAUCCCAUGUCACUUCCCUCCAGAAACAAGCUGCAGAUCUACUUCUCGAGUAUGACCAUUUGUUAGAAGACAACCAAAAACUUCAGACUCAGUUUGCAGGACAUAGGAGAUGAGGAAAAACUGAAACUGAGUGGACAGUUCUAGUUUUGAGAACCAUUUUGCCUUCUGGUCUCUUACCAGAAAUGAUCAUUAUUCGGCUGGAAAUGGGGGAUGUGUUGUUAAAAAUUUUGUGGAUGCUCAAGAAAGUAGAAUUGCAAUUUGACCAUCUUUGCUUUGUUCUAUGGUUUUCAGUGUUAGUUGAAUACAUCUUUCUAAUG